This is a messenger RNA of Ascochyta rabiei, 720 nucleotides long. RefSeq lists its product as uncharacterized. The transcript is spliced from 3 exons. NCBI's taxonomy places the organism in Eukaryota, Fungi, Ascomycota, Dothideomycetes, Pleosporales, Didymellaceae. Bases 1 to 720 code for a protein of 239 amino acids. The record is from RefSeq and is a predicted model, not a curated record.
AUGCUCUUCAAGCUUCCUUCCCUGGCUAUCCAGCUCCUCGCAGCUGCGGCGUACGUCUCUGCUCUUCCCACUGGGCUCGAGAAGCGAGCAGUCAUCGACCACGAUGCAGUCGUUGGCUUCCCUGAAACCGUGCCGUCUGGUAUUGUAGGAACCUUGAUGCUAAAGUACAAGCCGUACUUGGAGGUCUUCAAUGGCUGUGUUCCAUUCCCUGCCGUUGACUCUGCAGGAAAUACUGGUGGCGGACUCGCAACAACGGGUAGCUCAAAUGGUGACUGUUCUUCUUCCACUGGCCAAGUAUACGCUCGUGCCGGCACGUACAGUGGCAAAUUCGGCUUCAUGUACAGCUGGUACAUGCCCAAGGACUCUCCCUCAGCCGGUCUCGGCCACCGCCACGAUUGGGAGAACAUUGUCGUCUGGCUUUCUGCUGAAUCUACAUCUGCUAAUGUCACUGGUGUGGCUAUCUCUGCCCAUGGAGGCUACCAGAAAGAAGCCUCCCCGCCCUUCCAGGGUACUAGCCCGAAAAUCGGAUACAUCAGCUACUACCCGGUCAACCACCAGCUGAUUUCUACGAGCACCCUUGGCGGUCAGCAGCCGCUCAUUGCUUGGGAGAGCAUGACUGCUGCAGCGAGGACGGCUAUCGAGAACACUGACUUCGGCGCGGCCACACCUAGCUUCAGGGACAGUAACUUCCAAAGCUACCUUGCUGAUGCUUACUUCUGA